Messenger RNA from Chiloscyllium plagiosum (whitespotted bambooshark), 1719 nucleotides. RefSeq lists its product as uncharacterized. The record is from RefSeq and is a predicted model, not a curated record. Lineage: Eukaryota; Metazoa; Chordata; Chondrichthyes; Orectolobiformes; Hemiscylliidae.
UUUAGCUUGUUUUUAAAAAAAAACUCUCUCAAGGUAUGGUAGGAUUGUACAUUUUCCACAACUCAGAAGGUUUGGACAGGGUACUCAAUCCAGGGCUUUUCUUCAUGUCUCUUAGGAAAUAGUUCAGGAAGGUGGACUUGUCUUGUUUGGAGUUAAAAAAAGACAUUCUAUGGAGACAAGUGAGUUCAGCAACCGGCCCAGCCCCCCUUUCAUCGCCACAUCCAGGUCAGACACCACCAGAGGGAGCGGGUCCACGGAGCCUUCACGUGGAGAUAGUAGCCACGAUGUGACAGCUGGUAACUCCGAUCCUUGGGCCACUCCAGCAACUCUGAGAGACAACCUGCCAAAGGAGGAGGAGGAGAGUUUCCAGGAUAGUCCAGCCCAGAAAUUUUCCAAGAGUCUUUCUAGGGGAACCAGGGAGGUUGGCCAGUGUAGAAAUACUGUGUUUGGGUGCCAGCAGCCAGAGGAAGAGUUAGGGGAUGUCCUUGCUUCCAAAUUCUUGGAGCUGCAGCAGGGUGGGUUCCACAUGCUGCACAGAGACCUGAUGCAGCUGCAAGAAACCUUGGGAGAAGGAAUCGAUAGUUUUUCCCGGAAAUUAGGCAAGAGACUGGUCAGGCUGUCCAGCCAGAUGUCAGUUUUGGUGGAGCUCCUGCGCUAUGUCACUGCUGUUCUAGUGCCCAGUCCUGCUGAGCAAAUCUCCGUCGCCUGUCAAACUGUUAACGAGGAGGUUCACGACACAUUUGGGACCGUGCCUAACCUCACCUCCAGCCCACCACUGGCUUGGCCAGAGGCCACAAACAGCAGGGCACCCACCGCUCCUUUGCUGUCGGCCACACUCAGGAAACGCCGGUCAUCUGUGGCGACUAGAAGCAUUGAAACACCUUCAAAGGUAGAUAGAGCAGGCAUAUAAGAACAGAGGAGUGACCGGGGUGCAGGUUGAAGUCUCAAAACUUUUGUUAGUUCAGUGGAAUUUGGACAGUUACUUUAGACUUGUUUUGGCUGACGUGAUAAUUUUAUAAUUUUGGAGAAAGAGGUUUGGCGAACGGGUUUGAUCGUGGAGGCUGUUUUUGUGUUGUCAUUUUGUUCAGCGGUUGAGAGCGGUGGAUGUGAGAGGGUGCAUCAAUGCCACCCUGCUGCCGUUUGAUUUCCUGGUCAUUUGUUAGUUAAACAGAAGCGUGUGAGGAAAUGGAUUGCCUCGAGAUGAAUGAUGUAAAAUUCCGCAGCGUGUUUACUUCUCCUCUGAGAGAAAAAAUAAAGUUCUUAGUUUUUGUUUCCCGUUAGGUGCCAUUUUUAAUUGGGGGAAAGGGCAGCAAUAGUGCGGAAACUGCGAACUUGGAAAAUGCUUAAAAGGGAAGCCCCAAGGCUAUUAGUGCAUUGUCAUUCCAGUGCACCAUCUGAGAGAGAGGGGCAGGGAGUGAAUUUUACUGUCGCAGUGCACUUGCUUUCGUGAGUUCCUGAUGUUGCUCAGCCUAUUGGGAGGAAAUGCUGAGUGGGAAAUAUCUCCACAGGUAGAACAUUGCAGAAUGGACUAGUAUCAUUCUGAAGGCUGAAUUGCUGGGCAGAAGCUAUGAGACAAGAUACCUGUGCAUCUUCUCAGUUGAUGACUGGUACAUGUACAGAACCAUUGCAGGGUGGAAAGUCAGAAGGAGAAAGGAGCUUAAAAUGAAGAGCUUAAGAUACCAAUUUUUGUGUUUCCACCCGUGAAACAAUAAAUAGUCC